Molecule: messenger RNA, 2255 nt
Organism: Hypoxylon trugodes
Lineage: Eukaryota; Fungi; Ascomycota; Sordariomycetes; Xylariales; Hypoxylaceae
Product: acyl-CoA dehydrogenase NM domain-like protein
Exons: 2
Coding region: 472-2007 (511 amino acids)
Molecular function (GO): heme binding; acyl-CoA dehydrogenase activity; flavin adenine dinucleotide binding
Source: RefSeq, a predicted model, not a curated record
GUUCCCCAAACCUACCUACCUAGGUAGGUAGGACCUUCCCUGAAAAGGUUAAUGCUUAUUAGGGGAGAGCUUCACCGGGCUACCCACAGUAAGAUAGUGCCCCAAAUCGUAGGGGUAAUGGUCAAGGUGACCAAUCAAAAUCAUUUAAAUUCGAUUACCUUUUAGCACCCCGACUCAACUUGAACUUGAACCGAGGCUCGUCCCCAGGUCCACCUACUUCUUGAGCUGACGUCAAAAAGGAGCUGGGAAUCUUCUCUAGAUUGCCAGCUCCUUUUUGCUGGAUUUUAUUCUCUCUUUAUAUUGGAGUUUGUGAAUUAUUCCGGUCCCGUGGGUUGAAGCACGGCCCUCUUACUCUGUAUGAAUAGUGUCAUUUAUUCAAGAAAUAUAAUACCUUCGAUCGCUCCCAACGCGAAUUCUGGACACCUUACUUCAUAGCGACAGCGACGACGAUUCCUUCCUGCAACUAUCACAAUGUCUAAGACAUUUACCCGCGCCGAAGUGGCGAAACACAACACCGAAGACUCGGUGUGGUUCGUAAUCGACAGCAAAGUUUACGAUGUAACCGACUUCGUCGAUGCCCACCCCGGCGGCGAGUCCGUCCUCCGCCAAGUCGCUGGUGAGGAUGCCACCGUCGCCUUCUACAACCUCCACCGACAUGAAGUCCUAUCCAAGUACGAAGACCUCUGCAUCGGCACUCUCGAGGGCGAGAAGCCGCAGGUCAUCACACCAAAGCCCGGCGACCUUAGCACGGUCCCCUACGCUGAGCCUUUAUGGCUGAACCCCGUUUACAAGAGCCCCUACUACAACGAAAGCCACCGGCGAUUACAGAAGGCGAUGCGCGAGUUCACCGAGGUCUACCUAUACCCCGAAGCCCAAGCCCGCGAAGCCGAUGGCAAGUAUAUCAGCCAGGAGGUCGUUGAUCGCAUGGCGUCGAAGGGAAUAUUACAUAUGGCGCUGGGACCAGGCAAACAUCUCCAUGGUGUUGAGUUGCUUGACGGUGCUGUCAAGGGCGAGGAGUACGAUUACUUCCACGAUCUGAUUGUGUCCCAAGAGCGUGUUCGCACCAAUGCGCGAGGCUUCCAGGACGGUCAACUGGCUGGCAUGGUGAUCGGCUUGCCCUGUAUUAUGAACUAUAUGAAGGACCAAAAGCGCAAGAAGGCUAUCUUCGACGAGGUUCUUGGCGGCAAGAAGUUCCUAUGCUUAGCUAUUACCGAGGCCUUUGCUGGAUCCGAUGUAGCUGGUCUGCGAACUACUGCUACUAAGACACCCGAUGGCAAGCACUACAUUGUCAACGGUACCAAGAAGUGGAUUACCAACGGCUCCUUCUGCGAUUACUUCGUCACCGGUGUUAAGACCGAUAAAGGCCUGAGCGUUCUACUCAUCGAGCGUGGCGAGGGUGUCGAAACGCGCACCAUUAAGACGUCCUACUCAACCGCCGCCGGUACCGCAUAUAUCACCUUCGACAACGUCAAGGUCCCCGCCGAGAAUCUCCUCGGCGAAGAGAACAAGGGUAUCUACGUGAUCCUCAGCAACUUCAACCACGAGCGAUGGACCAUGGCCUGUGCCACCAUCCGCGGCUGUCGCACAGUCGUCGAAGAAUGUCUCAAAUGGGCACACCAACGCAUCGUCUUCAACAAGCGUCUAAUCGAACAACCCGUCAUACGACAAAAACUCGCCAAAAUGAUCGCGCUUUGCGAGUCGCACCAAGCAUGGCUCGAAACUUUAACAUACCAGAUGUGCAACAUGCCAUAUAAGCAACAAGCGCAACAUCUAGGUGGACCGAUCGGGUUACUGAAGAUGAGCGCUACGCGAGCGGCACAUGAUAUCGCUGAUGAUGCAGUGCAGAUCUUUGGUGGCCGCGCGUUGACGCAGUCGGGCAUGGGACGUGUGGUGGAAAUGUUCAGUCGUACGUAUAAGUUUGAUGCGAUACUGGGUGGUGCGGAGGAGGUUUUGGGCGAUUUGGGAGUUAGGCAGGCUAUGCGGCAGAUGCCGAAUGCGAAGUUAUAAGGUAACUUUGCUUGAAUAACCUGGGUUAACUUGGGGGUAUGCAAGAGUGGGCAGGUUAUGUCUAUGUCUUCAUAUACGGACUUGGGAUUCUACUGUGUAUACUCGUGUAUAUAUACGGCUGGGCGCACAUACUGUGUUACUAUGGAGACUUGUGGUGUAAGAGCUAUAGCAUAAGCCACGGAGUCAAGGAAAACUUCGAAUUUACAUCAAGAAACACGAAAUAUUCAUACAUCUAUAUUACACAGUGG